GCUGAGCUCAAAGUUUCAGUUUCAUUUCCUGGAUCGAUAAGAGGACGGAUCAAGAGAGAGAGAGGGGGGGGGAGAUAAAACAUUUUCCUGGUUGAACUCGGGACGAAGCGAUGGCCCUGGACAGGAUCCGAGAUUAUGGUCUGAAGGAGCUGUGCUCCCACGGGGGUUCUCUGGAGUACAGCUCCUUCAGGAGGAAGAUCUGCCAGUAUUUCCAGAUCUCUGGCAGGGAGCUGUGCCGGCUGCUCCGGAGAAAUGACCAGUGCUUCGCCAUCCUGCCGGGCAAGGGGAGCUCCACAUCGCCGGAGCUGCCCGAGGACAGCCAGCUGAUUGCCAGCACCUCGCUCAGGCUCUGCAAGGACUUCCUCAAGAAGGACUGCGACGGCUCCUGUGGUCAGCUCCACCUCUGCAAAUUCUUCCUCCUGGGGAACUGCAAAUUCUCCAAGGGAAGGACCACCUGCAACUUCUCGCACACCGUCCACUCUUCCCACAAUGUCCCUGUGCUGAUUGCUAACAAGCUUCGCAUGCUGAGCGAGCUGGAACUCUGUCAACUGCUGCUGCAGAAUGAUCCAUCCUUGCUGCCUGAGCUUUCGCCGCUCUUUUGGUUGGACGCGCUUGUGUGCGUGUGGGACUCACGGACCUGUGAAUUUCUGCUGUUGCAGAUCUGCACAUUUUACAACAAAGGCCCUGGUCACUAUGGUGGCUGCACCCGUGGGCAGGCGUGCACCAAGCUUCACAUCUGCCUCCACUUUGCCCAGGGCUCCUGCAAGUUUGGGCCAAACUGCAAACGCUGCCAUAGUUUCCGUGACAACAACAGCUCGGUGACCCUCGAGAACCUGAGCCCAGAGGUGACCCAGCGCUUGCAGCAAAUAUACCAGAACGUCUACAGCCUCAAAAACUACAAGUCGUCCGACGGCAAGGAAAAGACACCCCGAUCCCGUCAAUCUUCCGGCAGCACCAGCGGUGACGUGGACAGCGAGGAGAUCUGCCUCUACUUCGUCAGGAAGAACUGUAGCUUCAAAGAUAAGUGUAUCCGGAUUCACUCCAGGCUCCCUUAUCAAUGGCAGGUUUAUGAGGAAACGUGGAAAGAUAUCCUGAACACGGAGCAAAUCGAAAAGGAUUACUGCGAUCCCAACAAGACCAGGUCUCUACAAGUUGAUUUUAAUGCCAUGGUAAAAGACUUCAGUCAGGUUAGACGCUUGUCCACAGCCUCCUCGGUUACAAAACCUCCUCACUACAUCCUCACCACCGAAUGGCUUUGGUACUGGAAAGAUGAAUUUGGAAAGUGGAUUGAAUUUGGGAAGCAGGAAGGGCAACACAGUGCUGCCAGCACAACGUCUGUCGACCUGGAGAAGGCAUAUUUGGCAGACAGCAAUGGGCAAGUGGAGUUCACAGCUGGAAGAUACCAAUACGUGUUGAACUUCAAAGAAAUGUCUCAGAGAAACACACGCCUUGGGACUCAGAGAGAUGUACGGAGAAGGCCCAAGUUCGUCUCUGAACAGGAUGUAGAGAAUCAGAUACAAAACCAAGGAAAACCUGGACAGGAGCAGUCAGGUACCACUCAAGGAAAAUGCAUCCCAGCACACUGGGAUAAGUCCGUUCCUGCAGACAUGGAAUAUAAGCUUGUCCUCUUGCCCGAGUCCUCGGAGGAAUAUAAACAGGUGCAGGCCCUCUUUCAGCGGACAAUGAGGAACAAUGUGAUCCGGAAAAUCGAACGAAUCCAAAACCAGGCCCUUUGGGAAGUCUUUCAAUGGCAGAAGGAGCAGAUGAAGAAGGUCAGCAAUGGCACGGACGUGGCUGAGAGGCAGCUUUUCCAUGGCACUGAUCCUCAAUAUAUCGAGGCCAUCUGUCAGCAGAACUUUGACUGGAGGAUCUGCGGAGUUCAUGGAACCACCUAUGGCAAAGGAAGUUACUUUGCCAGGGAUGCAUCCUAUUCCCACAACUACUGCCGACGUGGGCAAACCACGAUGACCAUGUUUGUUGCUCGGGUUUUGGUGGGGCAGUUUGUGAAAGGAAGCUCAUCUUACCUCCGGCCACCAUUGAGAGACGGCUCGAGGGUCAGCUAUUAUGACAGUUGCGUUAACGAUGUCUCCAACCCAUCCAUAUUUGUCAUCUUUGAGAAGCACCAAAUCUACCCUGAGUACGUUAUCGAGUACAACAGCUAAAGAAAGCUACACUUGCAGAAGUAGGAUUUGGCUGGUUCCACGUCUGCACGUUGAAGGAACCUGAUCAUGCUUCACCUCGAUGCCUCCCUGUCAAAUAGAAGCACUAAAACACACAAAUGUGCGAUCUAUUAGAAAUGCAUCCUAUCUGGUUCAUUUAUAUUGGCCUCUGCCUUCCUGUUAUGUUAAAGCUACCCUGACAUUCCAAAUUAUAGCUCCUUUGUACUGCUUUUGAUACAACUGAGUGGCUUGCCUGGCCCUUUCAGAGGGGGCGGUUAAGAGUCACCAACAUUGCCGAGGGUCUGGAGUCGCAUGUAGGCCAGACCGGGUAAGGACAGCAGAUUUCCUUCCCUAAAGGAACCAGAUGGGCUAUUAGACCAAGCGGUAGUUUUAUGAGUCAUCAUCGCUGAUACCAGCUUUUCACUCCACAUUUAUUUAGUUAACUAUGUUUAAAUUUUUUGGUUGUCAUGGGUGGGAUUCGAGUUUAGGUCUUAAUUGAUUAGAUAGUUGUUUGGAAGUACAGAAUUUGAGGUUUGCUUAAAAAAAAAAGUUUUUUUGUCAAACUUUUUUGUCUUGCACUCAUCAGGACAAUUCGCAAGAAAAUACCAAUUUCAGGGGAAGGAACACGUUAUAAAGUGUUGUUCCCUUUACAUUGUGAAUUGUUCUGAUGAGUGUAAGAUGAAAAGCCUCCACACAAAAGUCUCUUUUUUCAGCAAUACUCUUACUUGAUUAUUAGUCCAGAUCUCUAUAUUACUAGUCCAGCAAUAUAACCACUAUUCUAUUUUAACUUCAUCCAUUUGGGACCAUUUAAGCUUUCUCCGCUUUAUGAUAAAUUCCUUUCUUUGAUAGUGCCAGAAAUGUUCUCGUGUACUAACCCUUAUUGAAAUUAUGCUUACAAAGUAGAGGUUUUAAAAACGUGAAAUCCUGCGGAUGCUGGAAAUCCAAAGUAAAAAUAGAAAAUGUUGGAAAGUGCUUAGCAUCGGCGGAGAGAGAGAGAGAAACAGAAUUAACGGCUGGGAUUUUAUGCAGCAGUGGUGGCCACUGGCAGGAUAGUCGGGAGUAACUUGGCCUCGGCUGCUCCUGACACCCCUGGGGCUGGUUUUAUGUACUUCAGGCAAUUGACUGCCUGGCAUUUGGGCUCUCGCCCCUUUAAGGGACCCCCACCCGUCCCCGCCCCCACCAAGAGCUGCUGGCCAAUCGGAGGGCUGGCAGCUCUUCAGCACCAGUAGCGCCACCGAGAGCAGUGGCCACUGCUGGUACUGCAACCAGGCAGGACCAGCAGAAUUGGAAGAGUGGAAGUGAGUGGGGUUCCCCCUCAUUGGGGCCAGUCAGCCAAGGUGUUGGGGGGGUGGGUAUGGUGGGUGGCAGCGAUCGGGUUGUUGGUGAGGGCAGCCCUUGCUGGACUGUAUAUGGACCACAGGGUGACUGAUCAGGAGGGCGUCCACCUCCCCGAAGCCCGGAUAGAUGCUGCCAGGGUAUACCUGGCAUUCCUCCCCUCCCCCCUCGUGGCAAAGGGUCCCAUCCUCCCACUGCCUCUGGUAAGAUAAUGGCAGUAGCAGGGAGAGGCCAGAAGUUGACCACUGAAGCGCCUCAGUUGGCCUCUGGGCAUGAGGGCCAUUCAUCCUGCCACCCGAUUUUUCACUCCUACCGCAUACACUCACCCAGGAAAGCUCGGUGGGGCCCCCAUAAAAUCCUGGCCAACGCGCUUAAGGUCAAUGACCCUUGUGUCAGAAGUGGAAGAGAAGCCGUUAGAAAUGAACAACUUUGAAACGAAUACAAAGCCAGGGAAAAGGGGG
Molecule: messenger RNA, 3955 nt
Organism: Carcharodon carcharias (great white shark)
Lineage: Eukaryota; Metazoa; Chordata; Chondrichthyes; Lamniformes; Lamnidae
Product: protein mono-ADP-ribosyltransferase PARP12-like
Exons: 12
Coding region: 111-2162 (683 amino acids)
Molecular function (GO): NAD+ poly-ADP-ribosyltransferase activity; metal ion binding
Source: RefSeq, a predicted model, not a curated record